Messenger RNA from Cryphonectria parasitica EP155, 195 nucleotides. RefSeq lists its product as uncharacterized. The record is from RefSeq and is a predicted model, not a curated record. The annotation marks the transcript as partial. NCBI's taxonomy places the organism in Eukaryota, Fungi, Ascomycota, Sordariomycetes, Diaporthales, Cryphonectriaceae. The transcript has a single exon.
GUUAAUUAUAAGCUAGUAUUAUCUUAUAAGAUGAGAAUAUACUCAGUUUUUCAUAUCUUACUGCUGAAAUCAGUAGCACAGGAAAUAUUAGCAGAUAAUACAGCAGAAGUAGAAAACAAUGAAUCAGAGUAUAAGAUAGAAAAGAUUCUCAAGUAUAGAAGCAUAGAUAGCACAAGGGAAUAUCUUAUCAAGUGA